AAUUUCUCAUUUUCAUUUUCUUUUUUACAAUCUUGUCUUCUUCUAUCUCUACGCCUUUCCCUAUCUAUAUAUAAUGCCCUUUUGAUCCACUUGAAACUCGGUCCUUGUUUGCUCUUUCGGCAAAUACCCUCCCCUUCAUUACCAUGACCCUGCCACCUCCCAUUUCGCUGCUUCCCCUCCUCACCGUGGUUUCCCUUAUCUGCGCCGUCUACCCAGUUUCUGGGUGGCGCCCAUGGCCCCACCUCCGCCCCAACUCAUCUGAUCUCCUGUAUGCUGGGUCUAAGAAAUUCGAGGGCUCUUCUGAGUUCGUUCACUUGCGUUACCACAUGGGUCCUGUUCUCACCGCUAACAUCACCGUACAUACAAUAUGGUACGGAACUUGGCAGAAGCCUCAGAAGAAGAUUAUCCGCGAGUUCAUUAGCUCCAUCUCAGCCGCUCGUUCUACCCACCCUUCCGUCGCCGGAUGGUGGAAGACCGUACAGCUUUACACCGAUCAAACUGGCGCCAACAUCUCGCGCUCGGUUCGGUUAGGAGAGGAGAAAAACGACCGGUUUUAUUCCCACGGGAAAUCGCUAACGAGGUUAUCUAUACAGUCCGUGAUAAAAAGUGCGGUCACAGCUAGAUCAAAGCCGUUGCCAAUAAAUCCGAAAAGUGGGUUAUAUCUGUUACUAACGUCCGAUGACGUGUACGUCCAGGAUUUCUGCGGGCAGGUAUGUGGAUUCCACUAUUUCACAUUCCCGUCGAUCGUGGGGUACACACUCCCAUACGCGUGGGUGGGCAACAGCGCGAAGCUGUGCCCAGGAGUGUGUGCCUACCCGUUCGCCGUACCAGAUUACAUCCCUGGGCUAAAACCGAAGAAGUCACCAAACGGCGACGUAGGAGUGGAUGGGAUGAUAAGCGUAAUAGGCCACGAGAUUGCUGAGCUGGCAACGAACCCGUUAGUGAACGCGUGGUACGCCGGGCAGGACCCAACUUCGCCGGUGGAAAUAGCGGAUUUGUGCGAGGGCAUAUACGGAACAGGAGGAGGGGGGUCUUACACAGGGCAGCUUUUGGAGGCACAUGAUGGUGCCACGUAUAAUAUGAACGGAAUCAGACGGAGGUACUUGGUUCAGUGGUUAUGGAGUCAUGUGGUCAGUUACUGCACUGGCCCUAAUGCACUGGAUCAGUAAUGCUGAAUUUAUUUUUGUAUUUUGGGUUUCAAUAUUUCUUCUUUUAAUUUUUCUUUUUGUCUUUUUCUUUUGGGUUUUGUUGAAAUGCAUAUUUUAGUUAAGGUAGUUAUUAAGGUUGUUAAAAAUGUGUAAUAAUAUAUUUUCGUAUACUGUUUAUGUAUACAAAAUAUCUUAAACUUUUUCCCGCC
Manihot esculenta (cassava) is the source of this 1357-nucleotide messenger RNA. RefSeq names its product protein EXORDIUM-like 3. The record is from RefSeq and is a predicted model, not a curated record. The transcript has a single exon. Lineage: Eukaryota; Viridiplantae; Streptophyta; Magnoliopsida; Malpighiales; Euphorbiaceae. The coding region runs from base 144 to 1169 and encodes 341 amino acids.